This is a messenger RNA of Gaeumannomyces tritici R3-111a-1, 492 nucleotides long. RefSeq lists its product as hypothetical. Lineage: Eukaryota; Fungi; Ascomycota; Sordariomycetes; Magnaporthales; Magnaporthaceae. The record is from RefSeq and is a predicted model, not a curated record. The transcript has a single exon. The coding region runs from base 1 to 492 and encodes 163 amino acids.
AUGGCCCUGGCGCUCGGCUGCGCCGCCGUCUACGUCACGUCGGGCUCCGAGGCCAAGAUCGCCCGCGCCCGGCAGCUGGGCGCCGCCGGCGGCGUGCUGUACACGGACGCCGACUGGCCGCGCGCCCUGGCGCGCAUGCUGCCGCCAUCUAGACCUUUUCUCGACGCCGUUAUCGACGGGGCGGGCGGCGAUAUCGUUAUUAGGACGAUCCCGCUGCUCAAGCCCGGCGGCGUCAUCACAAUCUACGGCAUGACGCUUUCCCCCGUGCUUGACUGGCCCAUGCAGGCUGUCAUGAAGAACAUUGAGCUGCGCGGCACCACGGCCGGUUCCAGGGCCGAGUUUAAGGAUAUGCUCGAUUUUGUGGCCCAGCACAAGCUGCGGCCCGUAGUCAGCCGCACCGUCAAGGGCCUCGAGUGCGUCGAGGCCAUCGAGGGUCUGUUUGACGAGCUUAAAGCAGGCAAGCAGUUUGGGAAGCUGGUUAUAGAGAUCUAG